UGUGGCUAAGAGCGGGGCACAGCGCCUGCCGUCUUCAUCCCUGCACCGCAAGCGGCAUUCUCCCUCUGCCAGUGAUGAGGACUCUUAAAGAGGACAAAGAAGGAAGAAAGAAGGCCUGAACAAUGAAUAGUGAAAAAGCUCUCUGAGGAAUGAGGAUACCAGGAUUUUCUGCAUUGAUUUGAGUCCCACUGCUUCUCUCAGACAUGUUUCAUUUGCCUGCUCUUUUCUUCCAUGUCAAUCCAGUACUUUUCUGUGCUGGGAGAAGAUAUCAAAGUUAAUGUCAAUGCCGGCAGUUACAAUGUAACAGAUGAAACAAAAUGUACAACAAAAAAAAACUUCCAACCCAGAGGUUGAUAAACAAUGAAUCUUUGGGAAGAUUCAGCAGCCAUCCGCCACCUGCAAAGAUCAACUGGAGUGCCAGGGUUGAAAGGAAGGGGACUCACACAAUAGAUGCCCCCCUACAACCCUCUCUUUUAUCCUCACCAUCCAACACACAUGGGCACACUGCCAACUCGGAAUCUUAAGAACUCUCAUUCAAAGAACCCCCCUUAAGAAGGGGAUUUGUUAAAAGCCAGGACCCAUUCUCUCUCCCAGUCCUUGUAUUUGUCCCCUUUAAUAUCCCCAUGAGACGAGCAAUUUUUGCUUGAUUAUUCUCCGACACUGCAACUGGGAUUUCUAAAAUUGCCACUCCAGCAGCGUUUUGUCAGAUUUAUGAAUUUUAUCAGUGAAGGGAUGCCAUUCUCGCUCCAGCGUGGACACAGCCAGAGGAGGAGGAAAUGGAGUCAGAAGAGCUGCACAGAAGACAUCGCACUAAUGGAAGAAUAAAAUAAGGAAGAUCCAGAGAUGACUGACCCUUGUUGGUUUACGGAAGAUGAACUUAAGGCCACACUGCUCAAAUAUGGAGUCAAAGCUGGAGCCAUUACACAGAUGUGGAUUCUGUAUGAUAAAAUGGAUGACAAAACGGUGUCCUCAAACAAGGAUGUGUUUACCUCCUAUUCUGUUGGUCUUCCUUGUUCUGAAGAGAAGGAAUAUCAGCAUGGUAAUGAACAGCGGGUUUGGAGAGCUCCGGGGCGCUAUGAACUCAAUCCCAAGAGGAAUGCAGGGAAUCAUGGGAAUGUGGCUGAGUCUUCCACAACAGCAGAGGGGGGGCACCCGGGGCAUUUGCCCCCAUCGCCUGUUACACCUGGGCAUGGAGCUGGGCUGAGCAGAACAUUCUCUCUGCUAGGACAUACCAUCUUGAAACGGCAUAUUAUGCACUCUUCUCACACUCCAAAGCUGGUGCAGCCUCCGUCUGUAUCUCUGGGAGGCGGUCGUGAUGAUUCCUCCUAUUCCUCUUCUCAGAGCUUCAGCAUUACUGAGAUGAUUGAGAGUCAAAGCCCUCUCUCCAGUAGUAGAACACAGAAGGACAAUGGGAGUAAUAUUCUGGGACCUUGGCCAAGGGCUCACCGGGAGCCGGUCACAGAUGUCCUGAUGGAGAUGUUCCUAGAGACAGAACCUAUACGCACUGGCAUUGUUGCCACCCGUCGGAGGCCUAUCAAGGGUGCAGCAGUGCGACCAGUCCAGUUUAAAUACCCAGACCUGCCUGCCAGUCCCAUGACCCUACAGAGACAGGCAUUGGAGCGCCGCCUGGUGCCUCUGUGGGCCCAGAUCCUGGUCUUCCUCAUCUUGACUUGCCUUCUCUACCUCAUCUACUCUGCCAUGGAGCACAGCUCGGACCAUCCCUUUGUGGCCUUCCUGGACAACCUCAGUAUGGGGACGGAGACUGAGGGACUGUCGCUCCAGGAUGACCCUUAGGACUCAUCUGUACACCCGCUCUAGGGAGGAGUAACUCCGCUGCUCUAGGUCUGUGUACUGAUUCUCCACCCUUCUCUUAAAGGGAGACAUCCUUUUAUGCAUGGAUUUAAUAAUGGAUAAAACUUAAUCCAGCCAAUGCUUAUACCAAUCCUAAACUUUCAAAUCCAUGAUGAGAAGUAGUGCACACUUCGGGAAAAGGAAGGAUACUCCACAAAUUGGUUUACAGUUGUUGUGAGGAACUUCAUUUGGUCACUGUAAUUCGCCUUUACACUUUGGAUGAUGUCACUCUUAACCAAGCAAGGUAGCCAUUAUAACCUUGUUGGUUGGAAAAUGUUCAGGUGAAACUACUGUUCAAAUAUAUACAGUGAUUAGGCCUAAUUUAGAGAAAUAAUACCAUUUUGAGAUUUGUAACUUAAAUGGAAGAUUUUUUGUAUUUAAUUAAAAGUAUGUAUCAAUGAGAAAUUAAUGGAGUUACAGCUACAAUUUCCACAUAGGUUCGGUUGGGGUUAUCAAAGUCCAGUCUGUGUUAGAGCUCAUCAAAGAUGUGGUCAGGGACAGUAUUCUCUUGUUUUAAAGGUUUGUAAAUGUAUUUUUUAUUCAGUACAGUUUUUAGGCACUGAAAUGUCAAACUAAAAAGCAAUAUUAAAAAAUAUAUUUUGUGAAUACUCA
Molecule: messenger RNA, 2463 nt
Organism: Salvelinus fontinalis (brook trout)
Lineage: Eukaryota; Metazoa; Chordata; Actinopteri; Salmoniformes; Salmonidae
Exons: 10
Coding region: 844-1794 (316 amino acids)
Source: RefSeq, a predicted model, not a curated record